UGUAAACAUGUCAGCGGCAUUUGAUAACAGCGAGCAUCAGAAUGAAAAUUAUUGCGUCGUUUUGGCUAGUAGACCAGGUGUGAACAAUCCACCUGAAGAUGAAAAUUUUUCCUGUGUGAUCUGCCCGAUGCCAGCAGUAGAAAAUCUCGGGGAGGAACAAGUUGUUGUGAAGACACUCUAUCUAUCUAUUGACCCAGCAUUGCGAUGCAGGAUGAAUGAGGAGACAGGGGUCGAAUACAUAACUGCUUGGGAAGUAAAUAAGUGCAUUUCAGGGUUGGGAGGAGUUGGUGUGGUCAUCCACUCUAGAAGCCAGGGAUUGACUACUGGAGAUGUGGUCAUCAAGUCUGACAUGUUUUGGCCAUGGCAGCGAUUCAGUACCAUGGAUGCAUCUGCAUUGUCAAAGGUGGAACAGAAAAUUGCCCACACCAGACCCUCAUUGGUUUUGAGCUUACUUGGAGUCUCUGGAAUCACCUCAUUUAUUGGCAUACGAAACAGAGGACACAUUUCGCCUGGCAAAAACCAGACUGUAGUCAUUACUUCGGCAGCUGGUGCGUGUGGGCAUUUGGCAGGACAGUUUGAAAACUCAGAUGGGCCGACCAAUGUAGUUGGGAAUUUGCGGCCACACAAAGAGAAAUGCUGCAAAUUUGAUCCUAGAUGA
Molecule: messenger RNA, 658 nt
Organism: Priapulus caudatus
Lineage: Eukaryota; Metazoa; Priapulida; Priapulimorpha; Priapulimorphida; Priapulidae
Product: prostaglandin reductase 2-like
Exons: 5
Coding region: 8-658 (216 amino acids)
Biological process (GO): prostaglandin metabolic process
Molecular function (GO): 15-oxoprostaglandin 13-reductase [NAD(P)+] activity
Source: RefSeq, a predicted model, not a curated record